Messenger RNA from Oncorhynchus kisutch (coho salmon), 2586 nucleotides. RefSeq names its product succinate dehydrogenase [ubiquinone] flavoprotein subunit, mitochondrial. The transcript has 15 exons. Gene Ontology annotation, biological process: mitochondrial electron transport, succinate to ubiquinone; tricarboxylic acid cycle. The coding region runs from base 73 to 2097 and encodes 674 amino acids. Gene Ontology annotation, molecular function: flavin adenine dinucleotide binding; electron transfer activity; succinate dehydrogenase (quinone) activity. Gene Ontology annotation, cellular component: respiratory chain complex II (succinate dehydrogenase). NCBI's taxonomy places the organism in Eukaryota, Metazoa, Chordata, Actinopteri, Salmoniformes, Salmonidae. The record is from RefSeq and is a predicted model, not a curated record.
AUAAACUGGGACCCAAGACGUGUCAGAGGGGUUUGGUAACGUUGAUUUUAUCAGACGAAACGAGUACCCAUCAUGGCUGCUGUGUGUACUGCCUCCCGUGUCCUCGCCAAAAAGGUGCUGUCAGCCAAGGCGCUUCCGGCAGUAUCCCAGAGCUCCAGGAAGCUCCACUUCUCAGUCUAUGGGAAGAACAACUCUAAAGUAUCAGAUGGCAUGUCCACACAGUACCCUGUGGUAGACCAUGAGUUUGAUGCAGUGGUAGUGGGUGCCGGCGGAGCAGGGCUUCGUGCUGCUUUCGGUCUGUCUGAGGCUGGCUUCAACACAGCUUGUGUCACAAAGCUGUUCCCCACCAGGUCACACACGGUGGCUGCACAGGGUGGGAUCAACGCAGCCCUUGGAAACAUGGAGGGAGAUGAUUGGAGGUGGCACUUCUACGACACGGUGAAGGGAUCUGAUUGGCUGGGAGACCAGGACGCCAUCCACUACAUGACAGAGCAGGCUCCACAUGCUGUGGUGGAGCUGGAGAACUUUGGCAUGCCCUUCAGCCGUACCGAGGAUGGUAAAAUCUACCAGAGGGCUUUUGGAGGCCAGAGUCUGAAGUUUGGCAAGGGAGGCCAGGCCCACCGGUGUUGCUGCGUAGCUGACAGAACUGGCCACUCCCUCCUGCACACACUCUACGGACGAUCUCUGAGGUACGACACCAGCUACUUUGUGGAGUACUUUGCCCUGGACCUGCUGAUGGAGGAUGGAGAAUGCAAGGGAGUAAUUGCUCUCUGUAUGGAGGACGGAUCGAUCCACCGCUUCAGAUCCAAGAACACGGUCAUCGCCACAGGGUAUGUAUUCAGAUCCAAGAACACGGUCAUCGCCACAGGUGGUUAUGGCCGUACCUACUUCAGCUGCACCUCAGCCCACACCAGCACAGGAGACGGUAAUGCCAUGGUGACCCGUGCAGGCCUUCCCUGCCAAGACCUGGAGUUUGUCCAGUUCCACCCUACAGGCAUCUAUGGAGCCGGCUGUCUGAUCACAGAGGGUUGCCGUGGUGAGGGAGGAAUCCUCAUCAACAGUGUGGGUGAGCGCUUCAUGGAACGGUACGCUCCUAACGCCAAGGACCUGGCCUCCAGAGACGUGGUGUCCCGCUCCAUUACCAUCGAGAUUCGAGAGGGCAGGGGAUGUGGCCCAGAGAAGGACCAUGCAUACCUGCAGCUGCACCAUCUCCCCCCACAGCAGCUGGCCACUCGUCUACCCGGCAUCUCUGAGACCGCCAUGAUCUUCGCCGGCGUGGACGUCACCAAAGAGCCCAUCCCCGUCCUGCCCACUGUACACUACAACAUGGGAGGAAUCCCCACCAACUACAGGGGACAGGUCAUCACCCACACAACCGAAGAGGGUGAUAAGGUGGUGCCAGGGCUGUUUGCCUGUGGCGAGGCCGCCUGUGCCAGUGUCCACGGUGCCAACCGUCUGGGAGCCAACUCCCUGCUGGAUCUGGUGGUGUUUGGACGCGCUUGCGCUCACACAAUCGCUGACAUCUGCACUCCAGGAGAGAAGCUCUCCCCCCUGAAGCCCAACGCAGGAGAGGAGUCUGUGGCCAACCUGGACAAGCUGAGGUUUGCUGAUGGCAACAUGAGGACCUCUGAGAUCAGAGUGAACAUGCAGAAGACCAUGCAGAACCACGCUGCUGUGUUCCGUACCGGCAAGGUCCUGAAGGAGGGAUGUGACAAGAUGGACGCCGUCUACCAAACCCUGGACGACAUCAAGACCUUCGACAGAGGUAUUGUGUGGAACACUGACCUGGUGGAGACCCUGGAGCUGCAGAACCUUAUGCUGAAUGCUGUGCAGACCAUCAACUCUGCCGAGCAGCGCCAGGAGAGCAGGGGAGCCCACUCCAGAGAGGACUUCAAGGACCGUAUGGAUGAGCUGGACUACGCCAAGCCUCUGGCGGGACAGGUCAAGAAGCCCAUUGAAGAGCACUGGAGGAAACACACCCUGUCUACUGUGGAUCCGAAGACCGGGAAGGUAACUCUGACAUACAGACCUGUUAUUGAUAACUCACUGGAUGCAGAGGACUGUGCUGCUAUCCCUCCCGCCAUCCGUUCCUAUUAAGCACCAUAUACCGAUCCAAUGCAGACUUUUAUUUUAUUAUCAUUUUAUUCAUGAUCAGAAUGGAUGCUUUUGCAGUUAUCAUUUAUAUGAAGUUUCAACCGGAUUUUCCCUUUGCUCAUAAAUACUAUAUGUGGAAUAUUUCAUAUGUUCAAUAAUAAACUGAAACUUAUUGUAACCUUCAGAGAAUUGUGCAAAAUGGAGUGUUUUGUGUGUACUUUCAACUUUCACCACAUUUGCUAUAGUUCUUAUAGGCAAAUAAAUACAUAUUUAAUAUUUAAAUAUUGAAUGAUUCUAGAAAUCUGUGUAAAAAGAAAAGCAUAAUCACCAUGAGGGGGGGUGGGGUGAACCAUGUUUAAGAUAUCCACACACAAUGCCAAUACAAUACUCAAUUUGUUCAUUCUGUCCUUUGCUCAACUGUAUGUAAAGUUCUGUUCACCUUGCAUGCUUAAUGUGCUGUUGAUUUUAUCUCAAUAAAGAUGCUCAAAUAAC